Molecule: messenger RNA, 294 nt
Organism: Cooperia oncophora
Lineage: Eukaryota; Metazoa; Nematoda; Chromadorea; Rhabditida; Trichostrongylidae
Source: the annotation of a GenBank genome assembly
AGAAACAAUUCUCAUUUCCAGGAAUGGGACCCAGGACUUUCCAGUGACGCUUGUAACGAAGCAAGAGGUAUUGUAGCCUCUAAUGCACCUCACAAAUUCAUUGCAGAAAAGACGUUCGCGAGCGGUGGAUCAGUCCCAGUCAUGAUUGGAGAAACUCUAAUGGACGGGUUGCAAGAUCCGAACCCCGACAGAAAAGGUACGCAAUCUUCCUCCACACACCAAAUAUGGAUGCAACAGCUACUUCGAAGGGAACCUAGUAAAAGUCGUCUGUGUCUACAAGUGAUGAUGGAAUGA